Orbicella faveolata is the source of this 1863-nucleotide messenger RNA. RefSeq names its product arrestin domain-containing protein 4-like. Gene Ontology annotation, biological process: protein transport. Lineage: Eukaryota; Metazoa; Cnidaria; Anthozoa; Scleractinia; Merulinidae. Gene Ontology annotation, cellular component: cytoplasm. The record is from RefSeq and is a predicted model, not a curated record.
AGCUAUUUUUCCGUCAAGCGGCCAUAUUGUGGAGGAAAUUUUAAACACAGGCGACGUUUUUCGCCGCAAGGUCACUUGCCCUCAAUUUUGAGUGCGCGGAUAGUUUGAAAAGCAGCGAUAAACCAUGCCACCUCUGUUUGCCUUCGUCCUUGCUGAAAACAGGCAGGUUUUUCAGCCCGGAGAAACAAUUUCUGGCGCUCUGUUGCUCAACACAGACAAGGACAUCAACCUUAGAAGUGUUCGUGUCGAGCUACACGGACUCGGUCACGUUCGAAUUCGUUCUGGUAAAGUUACUUAUGAAAGAAAAGAGACCUAUCUAAGUUUUCAAUCGAUACUUCUUGGCAGAGGUCCGUUUCAAGGCGGAAGUGACGUAAAGCUUCAACCCGGAAAUUACAACUUCCCGUUCCAGUUCCCUCUCCCUCCUCACAGCCUGCCGACCUCAUUUGAAGGCGACUAUGGCAGUGUAAGGUAUUGGCUUCACGCUGUGGCGGACCGGCCGUGGAGAUCUAACCUUCAAACCCACAGUCCGCUUUUUAUCGUCGAGCGCGUACAGGUUAACGACGCUACGUUACUCGAACCAAGCAUGAAACGAGAAGACCGUAUGCUAGGAUGGCCUUGUUGUCCAUCAGGUCAGCUGUAUGCCAAGGCGCGUAUAGACCGGCUGGCCUACUGUCCUGGUCAGGAGGUCAAGAUAUCAGGAAAUAUCAGCAAUGAGAGUGGCAAACAAGUCUUAGGAACUGAAGUACAGCUUGUGCAAAGGGUGCUCUUUAAGGCGCCUCAGGGUACGACACGCACAUGUACUGAAAAGGUUUAUGUCGUCAAGAACGAGCGAGGACUGGCACCGGGAGAGGAGACUAGUGUUGAGUUUGAUUCGUUUGUCAUUCCAUCUGUUCAACCAACAACCAAGGGAUUCAAUUGUAUCGAGAUAUCCUACGAAAUAAGGUUCAUUGUGCGAGUGGCCAAAGCCUUCAACACCGAUAUAACAUUCCCAGUUGUAAUAACCACGGUACCUCCUAGCGCCCAGCCUUCUAUCGACCCAGUGCUAAGUCAACAAAUCUACAGAGCCCUUGCCAAUUACCUGGCGUCACGUGUUGCUGCUGAAUUAGCCAAUGAUAAUGCGGAAGAGGAGACCGAAGUGGGAGGCCAAACUGUUAGCGAUGGAUCGGGGGCUUCAGCCAAUGGCCCUCCUGACGUUGGAGUUCAAAGAGGCGAGAGGCCUGGGUCUGCUACUGGCCGGCCGUAUCAUUAUUCAAGAAUGGUGUAGAAUAUUUUCCUACACCUUUACCUUUACAUUUCGUAGUUUGAGACCCUCCCAAGGACAUCGUUUAUUUAUUCACCGUUUAAGGUUUCGUUUUAGGUAGAUAGCAUUUCACACGGAAGGCUAAUGUCAGCUCCUGUUGCAUUGGGAAGUACAUUAUUUUAGUUGUAGUGCUGAAAACCAAAAAGAAUAAUGGUUGGUCAUGGAUGUUAUCAUAUAUCCAGUAAAUUAAACUAAGUUCCAGUUAGCUAGAAAUAUGAUGUUAUGCAGUGGGCCUUUGCCAUUCAGAUUGAGCAAACGGGCGGAGCUAAGGUACUUGUAGAGAUUAAUUAUUAACUCUAGUUGUUUUUUUUUCGGGGGACCAAGUGCAUCGCCCGUAAUAUGGAGAUACCCAUAUUAUGAAGAUGUCCGUAAUAUAGAGUCAGUUGGAGUUUCUACUGAUGAAUGAUGAAUGGUGUAUUUUAUGGGACCAAGCGAAUCUUUAUAUUAAAGCGAGUUCUAUGUUAUGAAGGUGUUAAAGUUAUCCGUAGAGAACAAGCUUAUUCCCGGGUUCCGUUCAGCCUGCAUCGCAAACAGUCUAAAUCGCCGGUGUGGACUGUACCGGG